Messenger RNA from Struthio camelus australis, 2233 nucleotides. The record is from RefSeq and is a predicted model, not a curated record. Lineage: Eukaryota; Metazoa; Chordata; Aves; Struthioniformes; Struthionidae.
AAAAUGAUCCACAGUCUGUUUCUUAUAAACUGUACUGGUGAUAUAUUCUUGGAGAAGCACUGGAAGAGCGUUGUGAGCCAAUCUGUGUGUGAUUAUUUCUUUGAAGCUCAGGAGAAAGCAGUCGACGUUGAGAAUGUGCCUCCUGUCAUCUCAACACCACAUCACUACCUCAUCAGCAUCUAUCGGGAUAAAAUCUUCUUUGUGUCUGUCAUACAGACAGAAGUGCCACCACUCUUUGUAAUUGAAUUUCUGCACCGAGUAGCAGAUACUUUCCAGGAUUACUUUGGCGAAUGUUCUGAGACUGCAAUUAAGGACAAUGUAGUUAUUGUGUAUGAGCUUCUAGAAGAAAUGUUAGACAAUGGCUUUCCGCUGGCAACAGAAUCUAACAUACUGAAGGAGCUGAUUAAGCCUCCCACAAUACUGCGCUCCGUUGUCAACUCCAUCACAGGCAGUAGUAACGUGGGUGACACACUUCCCACUGGGCAGCUGUCCAACAUUCCUUGGCGCAGAGCGGGGGUAAAAUACACAAACAAUGAAGCCUAUUUUGAUGUCAUUGAAGAAAUUGAUGCAAUUAUAGACAAAUCAGGUAAGAUGACAUAUGAACUCAUAUUUGGUGUCUUUUUUUGUUGUUUUUUUUUUUUUAAGCUCUCAGGAAUUCCAGAUCUUUCUCUUUCUUUCAUGAACCCAAGGCUGCUGGAUGAUGUCAGCUUCCAUCCAUGCAUUCGGUUCAAACGCUGGGAGUCUGAAAGAGUCCUUUCAUUUAUUCCUCCAGAUGGGAAUUUCAGAUUGAUCUCCUACCGUGUCAGCUCACAGAACUUGGUGGCAAUUCCUGUAUAUGUGAAACACAUGAUCAGUUUUAAGGAGAAUAGUUCUUCGGGAAGAUUUGAUGUUACCAUUGGACCAAAACAGAAUAUGGGGAAAACAGUAGAAGGAGUUGUCAUGACAGUUCACAUGCCAAAGGCAGUACUUAACAUGAACCUCACUUCUACCCAAGGCAGCUAUACGUUUGACCCAGUUACUAAAGUGUUAACUUGGGAUGUGGGGAAAAUUACCCCUCAAAAGCUACCCAAUCUGAAGGGCAUAGUGAACCUACAGUCUGGAGCCCCCAAGCCAGAGGAGAAUCCAAGCUUAAACAUCCAGUUUAAGAUACAACAGCUUGCAAUUUCAGGAUUGAAAGUAAAUCGCCUAGACAUGUAUGGAGAAAAAUACAAGCCUUUUAAAGGUGUCAAAUACAUUACAAAAGCAGGAAAAUUCCAAGUCAGGACAUGAGAAGAUGCUCUACUUCCCAGAGGAAAUUCCCCUUUAAAAAAAUAAUAAAAAAUGACUUAGUGACUUAUGUUGCUAUUAAUUAGGUGCCAAUUAAUAGACAUUGAUUAGUUUGGGAUCAAAGCAUUUGGGCACAGCAGCUUUUAAAAUGAAAGCGUAGCUUUAUUUUUUCUUAAUAUGGCUUUAAAAUAAGGUACCUUUUGUUUUUUUUCUAAUACACUUUCACCCUUUUUUACUGAAUUGUUGUUGUGCUGGUGAAUAGUUAGAAAUAGGUAAUCCACAGAAUGUCACAAACACUACACUGCCAAAUCAGAUACCAAAGCCCAGAGGCCAAGCACACUAUAAAGGCCAGAUAGGCUACUGGGAAAGUCUUGUGGUGGCACAUUUUGCUGCUGCAGGAUGCAGAGAAAGCUCAAUUAUUCUUAUAGCCAGCUGCAAGCUGGUAUUCCACAAUGCAUCAUGUGAUCCCAUCAGAAAUGGAGAGCAGCAGAAUGAUAAGCAGGGGUCCCAAAGGGGCCUUGGACAUAGCAAAUGUCACUCCUGAGAAAGUGCUUGUGAUGAAGGAGGGGAAAAAAAAAUACUUUCCUUAUUGUUUACAAGAAACUACCUUUCUUAAGAAGCAUUUGCCUUAAUCUGCUUUCAUUUGUGCCAUCUGCAGAUGAGCUGAUAGAAAUAACAUUCUGCAUUAAAUCUGGGGGGUGAUUGUUGCUUCAGUAGUCCACUUUCUUUCCCUUCACUCUCAUCAUCAUAUUUGUUGUUUUUUAAGAAUACAGUUGCAGAGAGUAAGAUCUAUUUUUUAUGUGAAGCCUGAACUUUGAUUUAGAUGUUCCACUUGUUUGAAGCGGAUGCCACCAGAUUUGUGCCAUGUGUACAUUGGAGCAUAGCUUUUAGCACAGUAGAAGUCAGAUGUAUUUAAUGGCUGUAUGCUUUAAUGUAAUGAAAUAAAGGGAACUCUACUGCAAAUGCA